Messenger RNA from Suillus paluster, 2344 nucleotides. RefSeq lists its product as uncharacterized. NCBI's taxonomy places the organism in Eukaryota, Fungi, Basidiomycota, Agaricomycetes, Boletales, Suillaceae. Bases 136 to 2058 code for a protein of 640 amino acids. The transcript has 4 exons. The record is from RefSeq and is a predicted model, not a curated record.
CUUCUCGCUGGCUGUCAUGAAUAUUCUGGUGCCAGUUAUUGGCCAGUUAUUUAUCCCAGUUGCUUCUGGGCGUCUUUUCAUCCUUCAUCACUCUUUUCUUUCACUCUUUCCUUCACCAUACAACGUCUCGUCCUCAUGGUGAAGCUGACCCUCAUAUCCCCCAAAGGCAACAAUGGUGUCCGCUUCUUUCCUUACACUGGCUACCUCGGCUUAACCUCUCUCAAGUUUGAAGGAGUCGUCCGAACUGAAAUCGAGCAGGAUGGAAAACUUCUGCCUGCCAAAGAUGUCACAGUAUUCGUUCGAUGUUACGAGUUUCGGCAAGGUCGGUUGGGCACAAUACAGGCCAAUAUCUUGGUAGAAUCCUCUGUCACAUUAUGGAGGAAACCAGAAGGUCAGGAUUGGGCAGAGAUCGGAAACGUGGAAUACCCAUUCCGACUUUCCAUGCCACUUCAUACUUCUGGUCCCAGCACAGCUCUUUACUUUCAAGAGUAUCGAAUAUGUUGGCGAAUUGAGGCCGUGGUUAAUCAUGCUCCCGUUCCGGGUGUUGGUUCCCGCUUGCUUAAACAUUACGAUCUCAAUUUGAUCCGCCACGACCUACCCGGGAGCGUGUCUCCUCCCUCACCAGUAACACCGCCACCAACGUCCUAUCUGUCCUCCUUGAGCACCAAGUCUAGAGGACCUUCACUCCGUUAUCGUAUUUUACUGCCCCCUACACCUGUUGGCCCCCUCGAUAUCGUUUCUCUACAAGUCACUGUGCAACCACUCGAUCCGGCUGUAUCCAUCCGCAGUGCGACUGCCGUCGUUGAAAGAAGAAUACAAUUCUCCGAAUCCCCAAUAUCUCCCCCUGGUGCUUUGACCCCAUCAGCCCCUACAUUGUCUUCACACUCACACCCCACACCAAAUCAAGAAUCACACCCUCAUGAUCACCGCUCUGUCACAAUGAACUCCGGCGACACCACAUCUGCAGAGUCAUCUUACAAUGACCUUUCCUCGUCCUCGAUAUCGCAUAGUGAUACCAGACCUCUUCUGCCACAACGUCAAUCGACCGUCCCUAGUGCCUCGCCCUUGGCGCACGCGAGCGACCGGACAGCGACGCACAUUUUUGCUCAUCUUGAAUCUUCCCAUCGCUUCACUCGGGAUUCUACUGGAACCUGGCGUCAGACACUCACCUUUUCUUGGCCCGAUGCCAGAUCCAAUAGCCGAUGGACGAUUGGAGAAACCCUUCGGACUGACAUGACUUCUGUCAAAUUUUUUAUUCGCGUCAAGUUGAUCGUCUCCUCCCCCAAUUCAAGCGCUGAAACGGUUGAGCUCGACGACAAAGAAAUCAUUGUAGUCUCAACCAACGAUGCUCAGCGUCAAUUGGCUCUUUCGCGCUAUUCCGCCGCAAGGGAGUCUAAGUCUAGGUCCCCCAAACGAUCAAAGCGAAAUCGUCCAAAUACAAAUACUCAACUGCCAUCACCACCUCGCAGCCCUCCUUCAGUUUCCAACGUACCAGAAAAUGCAUCCGUCGCCCCUAAAGGUAACCAUGAGCCUGAAAUAUCGCUUGAGCAUAUCCACAAGAUUUCAUCUGCAUCGUCCCCACAAUCCGGAAGCAAGUACAACGUAAAGUCUACGCGUAGACCCCACACUUCUGCUGGGCCACGGGACACGCCACAUGGGUACGAUUCGCGAGGAUACAACCCUCUUCAGAAUCAUAGCAAUCGACUCGCUGUCCCUCUGCGCCCCGAAACCGCAUACCACAGUGGACCCACGACUGAUGGACGCGUCACUCGUGGUGCUUUCAACCAGAAGUGGGUUGAAGCCCCACGACUUGGCGGUUCUAGUACAAACGUGAGCUCGGAAGACGUCCACUCGUCAAUGCCUGGAAGUCCUCCACGUGCAGAAGGCAGCUUGUUGUUCGAAGUUGGGCAAGUGGAAAUGCGUGCGUGGGAGGAGGAACUAGCAAGAAUAGAAUUGGUGAGCCGCAAAAGCACUGCGGAUAUGAUGGAUUUUGUGUCCCAGCGCAGGAAGUUGAGCGGCCAACAAGUCAUACGGACAUAUGUGCACGCGGACCGCUGAGCACACGGAUUCUCUGCAUUCUACACUACUUAUCGCCUACUGUUUUCCGCUGUCGUGCUUUCCCUCUCUAGCAUAGGUUAUCUCUGCAUAGUUGUUGUUUCAACCACCAAUACCGUCAUCGACUUCAUACCAGCACGACUCACUGUAGAACGUCCAACUCUACUAUCAUUGCAUAUUACUUAUCAGUUUCGUUGGCGCAUGUCCUCGGAGACCGUUCUAAUGAGAUAUACCGACCUUGGUCUUACCAAGGCAAGACAUGUAUAGCUGAUGUGUUGUGUGACUGCAG